CGACAACAACACCAAAACAAACUCAGUCGACGUCAAAGACAAGAAUCAGCAACAUGUUGGACUUUUUCGCUGUUAUUACCAAGGGCGGCCUGGUGCUAUGGUAUUUUCAGGAUGCCGCCCAGCAACUGAAGACGUCCAUCGAUGCCAUUAAUGCUCUCAUCAGGAAUGUUGUGCUACAGGAACGAGGAGGAGGUGGCUACUACGAUCAUGGAAACUUAGCACUAAAGCAACACAUGGACAAUGAAUUUGAUUUACUCUUUGUUGCUGUGUAUCAGAAAAUAUUACAGCUCUCGUAUGUUGACAAGUUUCUUUCUGAUAUUCAGAGAGAGUUUAGGGACCGUUUCAGGGACCAGCUGAAGGAAGGGCAAUACUAUCAGAGUUUUGAAUUUUCUGAUGAAUAUGGAAGGAUACUCCGUCAAGCAGAAGAGGAAGCGAGGAUGAUGAAAGCGGAGCACCGCAAACCUCGGUCCUUCCAAGAGUCCAGCAAGGCCCAUAAGACGGUUUCAUCCAUGAUUAAACAGCGGGAUGAACCAAAGAAAGCCUCGAAGAAGAAGGAGGGUAAAGAAAAUCGCGUUGAGGAAGUAGAAGAAGUGGAGGAAGAGGAGGAAGAAGAGGAGAUCACCAUUAAUGAAAAUGGUGUUGGUAAUGAGGAAGAAGAAGUAGAAGAAAUUCAUGACGAUUUGAAUGAAGAAACAAUUCGCAAGAACCUUGAAAAACUUGCAAAUAAGAAACGAGGUACUCCGAAAGCCUCUAAGGUUGAAAAGACAAAGAGUCCAAAGCCUGCUAAAAAGGGCAAAGAAAAUCGUGUGUGGGACUUAUCAGGACGUGAUUCCAAGAGCCUCGAUUACUCAUCCAGGAAUGAUUCGGGAGCAGGAACUCAGUCAUCCUUGCGCCCUGAUUUCCUUCCGGACCAAUCUCAGAUUGGAACACUGUCCGGAAACCUUAGGGGAAUGGAUGUUCAAAACGAAAAGGAAUCCAAUGAUAAAAAAUCUAGUGGUGGAGGUGUAUUCUCCAUGUUCCGUGGCCUGGUGGGCGGCAAAAACCUGUCUGAGGCUGACAUUGAGCCAGUUCUGGAAAAACUUAAAGAUCAUCUUAUUGGCAAAAAUGUGGCUUCAGAGAUUGCUACUAAGCUUUGCCAGUCAGUUGGCAAAAAACUAGAGGGCAAAGUGGUUGGUACUUUUGAAGGAGUAUCAACUACAGUCCGCAAUACAUUAACGGAGUCCUUAGUGCAGCUGCUGACCCCAAAACGUCGUUUAGAUGUGCUUCGUGAUGUAGUAGAAGCAAAGACCAGUGGCCGUCCUUACACAAUGGCCUUUUGUGGUGUGAAUGGUGUUGGCAAGUCCACCAAUUUAGCCAAGAUCUCAUUCUGGCUGAUUGAAAACAAUUUUCGUGUGUUGAUAGCUGCCUGUGAUACCUUCCGUGCUGGAGCUGUUGAGCAACUGCGCACACACAUGCACCACCUGAAUGCUCUUCACCCACCUGAGAAUCACAAGGGCAGGACAAUGGUCCAGCUUUAUGAACAGGGUUACGGUAAGGAUGCUGCGGAGAUUGCCCGCCAUGCCAUAGAAUUUGCACGCAAGAAUGAUUUCGAUGUAGUUCUUAUUGAUACUGCUGGGCGUAUGCAAGACAAUGAGCCACUCAUGAGGGCACUUGCUAAGUUGAUCCUUGUAAAUGAACCUGACCUAACCUUAUUUGUGGGUGAAGCACUUGUGGGCAAUGAAGCUGUGGACCAACUGGUAAAAUUUAACCGUGCCCUGGCAAAUCAUUCCACCUCAAACAAGCCCCAGGUCAUUGAUGGCAUUGUCUUGACCAAGUUUGACACCAUUGAUGACAAGGUUGGAGCAGCAAUUUCUAUGACCUACAUAACAGGACAACCCAUUGUCUUUGUGGGAUGUGGCCAGACUUACACUGACCUGCGCAGGCUUGAUGCCAAGGCAGUUGUUAACUCACUCAUGAAGUAAACUCAAAAGUGGCUGUGAAAGAAGGGAAGUGUUAGGAUCUUAUGGUGGCAACAGGUUUCAUUAAUUAUAUUGAAAUUAGGCAUUUUCCUGUUGCCUAUUCACGUAUAAACUGUUGUUUAACUUUCUCAGUAGAAGGCUAUUUUACCUCUCAGAAAGUUUUUGUAACAAAGUGUGUGAUUAUUGAUUUGAUAGGAUGAUCCACUUUGUAAGAUUAUGGUAUGUGAAGUCACAAGAAUUAUUUCAAUUGUAUAUGGAAAGUUAGGCCUUUCUUUAUAGGAAGCCAACUGUUAUGUACUGUAUUUAGCUUAAUAAAGAAAGAAUUUACCGAUGUUUACUCAGAUAUGAAUAAUUAAACAUUGUAUGUUUUAAAUAUGUUCUUACAUGCCAUAUAUAUUUGUGAUACAGAAUUUAUUGUUUUACAGAUAACUGCAUUUUUCAGUAUUGAGUGUAUUUCAUUUAAAUUGUAAUAAUCGAAAUAUUGUGCUUAACAGACAGUAUAUUUUGUUUACCCCUUGUGCCACCAUUGUUGAGACCUGAUAGAUUUGCAGUGACAGAAGCUAUGUGGACUGUGCAUUAUUUACCUAUAACUGCUCAUGCAUUAUAUCCAUAACUAAAAGAAAUUGCCAGCGUUUACAGAAGGGUUGUUCCUGGUAAAAUAACUACCAUGAGAAUGUACAAAAAAUACAGAGAAAAUAUU
Molecule: messenger RNA, 2658 nt
Organism: Penaeus vannamei (Pacific white shrimp)
Lineage: Eukaryota; Metazoa; Arthropoda; Malacostraca; Decapoda; Penaeidae
Source: RefSeq, a predicted model, not a curated record